AUGUCUCUUUCUCAAUUUGUGCUCUGUUAUGAAAAAGUUUUGGAGCGUCGACGUUGGUCAGAGUUGCAAAAGGACUUUGAAUGCAAUCAAUCUACACCUCCUCAAGUAAAAAAACUUGCAGGUAUGGCCGAACAAGCUGCACAAGUCUAUACUCAUGUUAUUUUUGAAGAAUUCUUUGAAGAACUAUGUGAAUCUUUAUCUGUGGCCAUUGAAAAAACCAACAAAAAUUGUACUUGCUUUGGUUACAAGUUGGUUAAAUCUGGAGAUGAAAAACAAUAUUUUGUGACAUUUGAAUCUGCAAAUUGCUUGGUUGAAUGUAGUUGUAAGAAGUUUCAAUCGGUUGGUCUCUUAUGUCUUCAUGCAUUGAAGGUACUUAACUUUCACAAUAUUUUUCAUAUACCUUCUCAAUAUAUCUUGAAGAGGUGGACAAAAGAUGCGAAAGAUGGUUUUAAUGUGAGUGAUAGCAUUCCACCCCAAGCUUGUGAGGUUUCAGCACAAAGAAUUAAUCUACGCAUGAGCCAAAUAAUGAGGAAAGCCAUUUAUUUUGCAACCAAGGGUGCAUUGACAAAUGAAUCAACCAAAAUGGCUGAAGAUCACCUAGAGCAAGGGAAAAAAUGUUGGAGAGGAUGUUAA
Messenger RNA from Gastrolobium bilobum, 633 nucleotides. RefSeq names its product protein FAR1-RELATED SEQUENCE 9-like. The coding region runs from base 1 to 633 and encodes 210 amino acids. Gene Ontology annotation, molecular function: zinc ion binding. The record is from RefSeq and is a predicted model, not a curated record. Lineage: Eukaryota; Viridiplantae; Streptophyta; Magnoliopsida; Fabales; Fabaceae. Gene Ontology annotation, biological process: regulation of DNA-templated transcription. The transcript has a single exon.